UCUCUUCUACGAUUGCCGAUUAGAGACAGGUGAUAUCUCUCACGCUCUGUAUUCCUAAGAAGAGAGAUCCAAAGAAACCCUAGGAAGAGGCGGAGAAGAUGUUGAGAGUUGCAGGAAGGAGACUAUCUUCUCUGUAUUGGAGACCGAACCAGACCGCCUCGGCCAUACUUUCCAGGAACUUAAUCAACGGAGAUGUCGCGUCUGAUGAUUCCGAACCGAUAUUCUCUGCUAAUGGAUUCUCUUCCAGAUCGAUUUUUCGUGAUCCAAUCAGAGGUUUUGCUUCUGAGUCGCUUGCCUCGAGAAAUGAAUAUGGGAUCAUUUCGGGCCUUCCUGCAACUGUUGCUACUGUGAAGAACCCAACUUCAAAAAUUGUGUACGACGAGCACAACCAUGAGCGUUUCCCUCCGGGUGAUCCCAGCAAGCGGGCGUUUGCAUACUUUGUGUUGACCGGUGGGAGGUUUGUCUAUGCCUCAUUGAUCCGUCUCCUGGUUCUCAAGUUUGUGCUGAGUAUGUCUGCGAGCAAAGAUGUUCUUGCUCUUGCCUCCCUUGAGGUUGAUCUCUCCAGCAUUGAGCCAGGGACUACUGUGACUGUCAAGUGGCGUGGAAAGCCAGUCUUCAUCAGGCGCAGGACUGAAGAAGACAUAAAGCUGGCUAACAGUGUCGAUGUGGGAUCCUUGCGGGACCCACAAGAUGAUGCUGCCAGGGUUAAGAAUCCGGAAUGGUUAGUUGUGGUCGGUGUCUGCACUCAUCUAGGUUGCAUCCCAUUGCCAAAUGCUGGGGACUUUGGCGGGUGGUUUUGCCCAUGCCAUGGAUCCCACUAUGAUAUCUCUGGCAGGAUACGCAAGGGCCCAGCGCCAUACAACUUGGAAGUCCCCUCUUACAGCUUCUUGGAGGGGAAUAAGUUAUUGAUCGGCUAAGUUCCAGGAGAGUGAGUCAUUAUCAGAUAUUAAUAGAUUUUUCAGAAAAAAAUUCUAGGACUUUUUCUUUUUUUUUUUUUUUUUUUUUUGCAGAUUCCAACUCCUUUCCUAUUUUUGGUCCUGUUUAACGCAUGCAUCAUGUAUCUGAUAUCUCUACUACCAGUGCUUGUCUGGUUUCGAAUUCUCAAUAAUUUUUCUGGCCUUUCGAUUCUUAAUGGUGUUUUCGUGAGGCCAGCUAUUCUUCAAUAGUUAUCUGGCAGGCAACUGCCACGAAAACAGAUGGAUCCUUUUUUUUUUAGGUUAAACACAGCUUAUUCUUAUA
Molecule: messenger RNA, 1239 nt
Organism: Nelumbo nucifera (sacred lotus)
Lineage: Eukaryota; Viridiplantae; Streptophyta; Magnoliopsida; Proteales; Nelumbonaceae
Product: cytochrome b-c1 complex subunit Rieske-4, mitochondrial-like
Cellular component (GO): membrane
Molecular function (GO): 2 iron, 2 sulfur cluster binding; quinol-cytochrome-c reductase activity
Source: RefSeq, a predicted model, not a curated record